Molecule: messenger RNA, 1575 nt
Organism: Diabrotica balteata
Lineage: Eukaryota; Metazoa; Arthropoda; Insecta; Coleoptera; Chrysomelidae
Source: the annotation of a GenBank genome assembly
AUGAAUUGUGAUAAAAAUGUGUCGAAGAAAAGGAAAACAGCUUCUGAACAAGUCGACACUUUCGAAAAUAAGAAAAUCUUUAGAUCCAAAGUUGCAAGUUUUGAUUGGGAAAAUUUGUGCUUUAUUUGUGGUAGUAAAAAAAGGAAUGGUAUUAAAAAGUUAACAGAAGCAAGUUCAAACAGUGGUGUUAAGCAACGACUUUUUAAUGCUGCCACAAUAAGACAAGAUGCGCUUCUUCUAGACAAACUGUCUUUACCUCAUGAUUUGUCUGAAAUAGGCGCUCGUUACCAUGCAUAUCCUUGUUAUCAAAAUUAUGUCAGUGAAAAUACUUUGCGAGCUAUUUCAAAAAAUUUGUCUAGUAGUGAAAACAAUGAAAAUUCCAUGAUGGGUAAUGCGGGUGGUUUCCUUGAAGAACCUGUCUUAGCAGAUGAAGAUAAUAGAUCAAGUCCUGCACCUUCACUGUCCUUCUGUGAACCGAAUGUUCGAAAGACUUUGGAAGAAGUUAUUGAUCAAGUUUGUGGGAUUGAUGAUGACGACAAAGGUUAUCUGGAAUAUCCAGGUAAUGAGGAGGGGUUUGAUAAUAGUGACGCGGACCCAGAUUAUAUACAAGAAAGUGUUAUCGACUCCGAUAAUGACAUCCCAAAGAAAAAGCUGCAAACAGAUACAACAGCACUUAUUGCACAUGAGUCAGGAAGAGAAAUCUUAAAAAAUAAACUUGGACGAAAAUCGCUAAAAAAUGAAACUAGGCUAAUUCGCGAGGAACGAAAGCAGAACAGAAACCUUGGGUUAUCGUAUACCACGAAAAGUGGGAAGGUUAUAAAACCACGGACAUGUCAGGAGCUAUUAAGUUGCCCCUUAAAAUGCAAAGACAGGAUAACUGAAGAAAAACGACAGGAAAUUUUCAAAGAAUAUUGGUCUUUAGCGAGCUUUAACAAACGCGUUUCUUUUAUAGCUAGGCUUAUAACAACCGACGGAAAGAAAACCACAAAACGUAAAUUAGAAAACAAAAAACUUAAAAAUAGGCUUCUGUCACAUAAAUAUUUUUUACCACUAAAUGGUCAACUAGUUAACGUUUGUCAAAGUUGUUUCCUAAAAACUUUUAACGAAACAAAACGGUUUCUAACCGAUGUGACAAAAAACAAGAUUUCUUCAACUUCUGCAAUGCCACAUGAUGAUUUGCGAGGUCUUGCCUCACCAUCUAACAAAACUCCCGAACAAGAUAUUCAAUUAGUAAGAGUUCACAUUGGAUCAAUCCCAACGUAUGAGAGUCACUAUUGUCGUCGUGACUCAUCAAAGAUAUAUCUUCCUCAUUACUAUACCUUAACAAGAAUGUAUGAAGAAUACAAAAAAUGGCUACCUCACGAGAAAACCCCAGUAUCGAAAUUCAAAUAUCAAGAAGUAUUCCAUUCCAUGGAAAUAAAAAUCAAACAGCCCAAAAAGGAUACCUACGCUACAUGCGAUAAAUAUCAUAUGCUCCUGAAAAAACUAAAGAUGCACAAAAAAUGCAAGAAAUUCAAAAUCUUUUUGAUAAUCACCAACGAGAAGCAUCAAACGCUUAUGAGGCUAAGCGUAUAG